UACGUCUGCAGUCCAGCAGUCCAACCACGGCAGUACGUGACAUUGACAGUGUCGAGGUCCGCUGAACUAGUGUAUCGGCAGUUCUGAAUUCGUACUCGGGUACUGUGCUCGUAUAUCGGUCGCACUGCCGCUAAUCCUGUGAUUACUUAUGGUUUUCAUUGGUUCCUUAGUCUCCUCAGGCCAGGAUCAAGACGCUACAUUCAGACAGCCUACAGCCUUCUGCCUCCAUAUUGUUCUGCAUUUGCUGAACUUCGAGUGUUGCUUUCUCAUUCAGAAGAUCCUGGGUUCAAAUGUAGGAGCUCAUACUGGCCAUCAUAACAGUAUCCGUUUGACGAAAAUCAUAGCUGCAGCUCUCGAACUCUUUCAUGCGUACAGACGGACAGGCGGAAGAAACGACUUCAGUACACUCUCCACAGGGUUAAGAAGACGUACAGAAGAGUUGCUGGAGAGGAUGAUGGGUACAAUGAAGAUCUGGGGCAGACGGGUGGGCUUGAACCGCAUAUGGAUUGGCAGCCUGCCGUACAUUCUUGUCUUCCUCCCAGAAACAGUUGAGCCAAUCCUGAGUAGCAGCAGACACAUCGAGAAGAGCAGAGACUACUCAUAUUUGCAGCCCUGGCUCGGAACUGGCCUCCUUACCAGUGCAGGAGCGAAAUGGCACAAACGUCGAAAAACCCUGACUCCAGCGUUUCACUUCAAGAUUCUGGAAGACUUUAUUGAUGUGUUUCUGGAACAGAGUUCGAUCCUCGCUAACAAACUGAAACGUGAAAUCAACAAUGAAGCGGGCUUCAACAUCUUCCCUUACGUCACUCAUUGUACCUUGGACAUUAUAUGUGAGACUGCCAUGGGCCGACGAGUGAACGCUCAAGAAAACAGCGAUACAGAAUAUGUGAAAGCCGUCUAUGAAAUUGGUUCUAUCGUUCAAAAUCGUCAGGCCAAAAUAUGGCUUCAACCUGAUUGGCUGUUCCGAUGGACGUUGUUACAUAAACGCCAAGAGAACUGCGUCAGAAUUCUGCACGGAUUUUCAAACAAGGUGAUUCAAGAACGGAAAGAACUACUGAAACUGCAAGAACAAAACAAGACGGUCCCGACAGAGCAUGAAGAGGAAUACUCGAUUGCAUUUGGGCAUAAGAAACGCCUUGCAUUCCUGGAUCUCUUGCUAGAGGCUUCGCAGAAUGGCGCCGUCCUUUCGAAUGAAGAUAUACGAGAAGAAGUGGACACAUUCAUUUUCGAGGGUCACGAUACAACAUCUGCUGCUAUCUCUUGGGCUCUCUUCUUACUAGGAGGUCAACCUGACAUGCAGGAGAAAGUUAGAGAGGAGAUUAACGAGAUCCUGGGUACGGACACAGAGCGUCGCUUCACCAUGAAGGACCUGAACAGUAUGAAGUACUUGGAAUGCUGCAUAAAGGAAGCCCUGCGGCUGUACCCCAGUGUCCCGGUGAUAGCGCGCCAGCUCAACGAAGACAUUAAAGUCGCUCACUACACCGUGCCAGCCGGGACUACAGCACUCGUCCUGACAUAUAUGCUACAUCGCAACCCAGAAACGUUUCCGCAGCCCGAGAAAUUUAACCCCGACAGAUUUUUACCAGAGAAUGUUUUGGGCCGCCACCCGUAUGCUUAUAUCCCUUUCAGUGCAGGACCCAGGAACUGUAUAGGCCAAAAAUUCGCCUUGCUCGAAGAAAAAGCUGUAAUUGCCUCGAUCCUGAGGACGUACCGAGUAGAAGCUGUGGACAGAAGAGAAGAUCUGACGCUUCUAGGGGAACUCAUCCUGAGACCAAAACACGGCUUGAGAAUCAAGAUCUUCCCAAGAACAACGUGAUUUUUUCUGUUUAGCUUCAAUAAAAUCAUUUUCAUAUGUC
Molecule: messenger RNA, 1856 nt
Organism: Cryptotermes secundus
Lineage: Eukaryota; Metazoa; Arthropoda; Insecta; Blattodea; Kalotermitidae
Gene: Cyp4c3
Product: cytochrome P450 4c3
Exons: 13
Coding region: 149-1816 (555 amino acids)
Molecular function (GO): heme binding; monooxygenase activity; oxidoreductase activity, acting on paired donors, with incorporation or reduction of molecular oxygen
Source: RefSeq, a predicted model, not a curated record